UUUAAAGGUUGGUUCGUGGCAAACGAUCAUCAUUCGAUAUCACAGUCGUCUGCUUGUUACAUCGUAAAGCACAGCAGUCUAACCUCCACCCAAAACUAAUCAUGCGUGAAUGUAUCUCAGUUCACAUCGGCCAAGCCGGAGUCCAGAUCGGUAAUGCCUGCUGGGAGUUAUACUGUCUUGAGCAUGGCAUCCAGCCUGAUGGUCAGAUGCCCUCAGACAAGACCAUUGGAGGUGGUGAUGACUCCUUCAACACCUUCUUCAGUGAGACUGGAGCUGGCAAGCACGUGCCCCGUGCCGUCUUCGUCGAUCUCGAGCCAACCGUAGUCGAUGAGGUCCGUACCGGAACUUACCGCCAGCUCUUUCAUCCUGAGCAGCUGAUCACCGGUAAGGAAGAUGCUGCCAACAACUAUGCCCGUGGCCACUACACGGUUGGAAAAGAAAUCAUCGAUAUUGUCCUCGACAGGAUCAGGAAACUGGCUGAUCAAUGCACGGGUCUACAGGGUUUCCUUCUCUUUCACAGCUUCGGCGGUGGCACCGGGUCAGGGUUCUCUUCGCUGCUAAUGGAGCGUCUCUCUGUCGACUAUGGAAAGAAAUCCAAGCUGGAGUUUGCCAUUUACCCAGCUCCUCAGGUUUCAACCGCUGUUGUUGAACCCUACAACUCCAUCUUGACUACCCACACUACCCUGGAACACUCCGACUGUGCUUUCAUGGUCGACAACGAGGCUAUCUACGAUAUCUGCCGUCGUAACCUUGACAUCGAACGUCCCACUUACACCAACCUCAAUCGCUUGAUGGGCCAGAUUGUCUCCUCCAUCACUGCAUCUCUGCGGUUCGAUGGUGCCCUCAACGUUGAUUUGACAGAGUUCCAGACCAAUCUCGUACCCUACCCACGCAUCCAUUUCCCAUUGGCGACCUAUGCCCCAGUAAUCUCUGCCGAGAAGGCUUACCAUGAGCAGUUGACUGUUGCUGAGAUCACCAAUGCAUGUUUCGAGCCCGCCAACCAGAUGGUGAAGUGCGAUCCCCGUCACGGCAAAUACAUGGCCUGCUGUCUCCUUUACCGUGGUGAUGUCGUCCCCAAGGAUGUCAACGCCGCAAUCGCUACCAUCAAGACCAAGCGUACCAUUCAGUUCGUCGACUGGUGUCCAACUGGUUUCAAGGUCGGUAUCAACUACCAGCCACCCACCGUCGUUCCAGGUGGUGAUCUUGCCAAGGUCCAGCGUGCUGUCUGCAUGUUGAGCAACACCACCGCUAUCGCAGAGGCAUGGGCUCGUCUCGACCACAAGUUCGAUCUGAUGUACGCCAAGCGUGCUUUCGUCCAUUGGUACGUCGGAGAGGGUAUGGAAGAAGGAGAAUUCUCUGAGGCUCGCGAAGAUUUGGCUGCUCUCGAGAAGGAUUACGAAGAAGUCGGUGUCGACUCCGUCGAUGAAGAGGGAGAAGAAGAAGGAGAGGAAUACUAAAAGAUUACCAUUACGAUGAUCGUCUUUCGAAUAGGAAAAAAAAUCUCAAACGUUAAUGGUCUGGUUCUCACCAAUAUUAUCCAUAAUACUCAAAGCUAAAAUGCAACUCAAUUAUUGCACACACUCGAUGGAGACAUAUCGUCUGAUUAUCCCCAAAAUGAAAGGUUGGAGGAGUGAUAACCUCUUCCAAAUGUUGCAUAACGAUAAAUUCACCAAUUCAAUUGUUGAGUGGAACAAUUUUAAGUGGUAAAUGCAACAUUUAGAAAAGGUCACUCCCCAAACCUUUCAUUUUUUUUAUUGAAUAUUUCAUUUUUCUCGAGUGUACAGACAAUCUUGCGUUUGUUUUUAAAUCAAAGAUACAUUCGGCAUUUGAUAUUGUUGAAUUAUUUACAUUUACCUUCAAAAAUAAGGAUUAUUAUUUUACAAUCAGAAAACCCAUUACACGUUACCACGGCAGUUUCCCCUAAAACCUUACACCAUCCGCACAAUGUGGCGCAAUGCACAAGCAAAUAAUCACGCACGUAUAUGUAUCUGAAGGUGAAAACCACAGUCGAUAUGGGAUACUAAUCAGUUAUUUCCAACCUUUUAUCAUGUUAAUCUUCACUUAAACUGUUCACAUCUUCACCAGGACACUUUUACACAAAGUCAUGUAGGUGUAAACAGUUUGUGAUUGGUUGAUAGUCGGUGAUUAUUUGAAUAAUUAUAUGCAAUUACAAUGAUCUUGAUUCAGAUCUUUUCCAUUUUGCAAUUGUUCGCAAACCAGUGCCAGAGGGUCAGUUCUUGGAUCAUUGCAAUACAAUUUAACAUGUUUACAAAAGAGGUUCUUAUUCAUAAUAUUGUCACAGUUACACCAACAAGACCGUCUACAAACCGUUAUUCGAUUGGCAUAAUAAUCGGUCGGUUUGGAGUUAGUUUCGAUGGUGUGACUGUUACAUAUAGCACAUGGGGCAUUCAUCGUUUCGAUAGAGCAUGCACAAUAAAGAAUAUUGUUUAAAAUU
Molecule: messenger RNA, 2455 nt
Organism: Lytechinus variegatus (green sea urchin)
Lineage: Eukaryota; Metazoa; Echinodermata; Echinoidea; Temnopleuroida; Toxopneustidae
Product: tubulin alpha-1A chain-like
Exons: 3
Coding region: 102-1457 (451 amino acids)
Biological process (GO): microtubule cytoskeleton organization; mitotic cell cycle
Cellular component (GO): microtubule; cytoplasm
Molecular function (GO): GTP binding; structural constituent of cytoskeleton
Source: RefSeq, a predicted model, not a curated record